Messenger RNA from Phycodurus eques (leafy seadragon), 4186 nucleotides. Its product is annotated as CCR4-NOT transcription complex subunit 3-like. The coding region runs from base 179 to 2845 and encodes 888 amino acids. Lineage: Eukaryota; Metazoa; Chordata; Actinopteri; Syngnathiformes; Syngnathidae. The record is from RefSeq and is a predicted model, not a curated record. Gene Ontology annotation, cellular component: nucleus; CCR4-NOT core complex; P-body. The transcript is spliced from 19 exons. Gene Ontology annotation, biological process: nuclear-transcribed mRNA poly(A) tail shortening; regulation of DNA-templated transcription; regulation of stem cell population maintenance.
GCCAUCUUGGAUGUGCGGGCUGAUUGUUUAGCGACAACUAUUGACAGUUUGGGGGCAAAUUGGCUUUUUAAAACUUCAUUCCCAAACAUUGACCAAUGUGGGGACACCGAGGAAGGAAAUCGUAACACGGACGCAUCCAGUGAAGGAAGAUAUGAAGACAUCAUCGUAAUCGUCAGUCAUGGCCGAUAAAAGGAAACUACAAGGUGAAAUAGAUCGAUGUCUGAAGAAAGUAGCGGAAGGAGUGGAGCAGUUUGAAGACAUCUGGCAAAAACUUCACAAUGCAGCCAACGCCAACCAGAAGGAGAAGUAUGAAGCCGACCUUAAGAAAGAAAUCAAGAAGCUGCAGCGCCUUCGGGACCAGAUCAAGACGUGGGUGGCGUCCAAUGAGAUCAAAGACAAGCGGCAGCUGGUGGAGAACCGCAAACUCAUAGAAACGCAAAUGGAGCGUUUCAAGAUCGUGGAGCGAGAGACCAAGACGAAAGCGUACUCCAAAGAGGGUCUGGGUCUGGCCCAGAAAGUGGACCCGGCUCAGAAGGAGAAGGAGGAGGUCGGCAUGUGGUUGACGAACACGAUAGACACGCUCAACAUGCAGGUGGACCAGUUUGAGAGCGAGGUGGAGUCUCUGUCGGUCCAGACCAGGAAAAAGAAAGGAGACAAGGAGAAGCAGGACCGCAUCGAGGAGUUGAAGAAGUUCAUCGAGAAGCACCGCUUUCACAUCCGGAUGCUGGAGACCAUCCUGAGGAUGUUGGACAACGACUCGGUGCAGGUGGACUCCAUCAGGAAGAUCAAGGAUGACGUGGAGUACUACCUGGACUCAUCGCAGGAUCCGGACUUUGAGGAGAACGAGUUUCUGUACGACGACCUCGAUCUGGAGGACAUUCCUGCGUCGCUGGUGGCCACCUCCCCGCCAGGACAGUCUCACUUGGAGGACGAGAUCUUCCAACACUCCAGCAGCACGCCCACGUCCACCACCUCAUCCUCGCCCAUCCCUCCCUCGCCCGCCAACUGCACUACGGAGAACUCUGAAGACGACAAGAAGCGAGGUCGCUCAACUGACAGUGAAGUCAGUCAGUCUCCUGUGAAGAAUGGCAACCCCUCCUCCUCCUCGUUAUCCUCGUCGUCAUCCUCCUCGUCUUCCUCCUCUUGUUCGUCUUCGGCGCCGACUUCUUCCUCCUUGGUCUCCAUGGCGACCAUAGCUAGCGGCGGCCUCGCCAACCUGUCGGCCGGCAGCUACAGCAACGCCACCCAGCAGCCGCCCUCCCAGGCGCAGCAUCAUAAGCAGGCCAAAGCCUCCAUUAGCUUCUCGACCUCCGGGGCGUCCGCCGCGCAUCCUGCCAACAGCCACCCCGCACCCGCCCCCGCCGCCUCGUCGCCCCCCAGCAGCAAUGCUCUGGGCUUUUUCGCGUCCAGCUCGCAGUCGCCCGCGCCCUCCCGGCCCUCGCCCGCCUGCGGCAGCCUGGGCCGGGGUCUGUCGCUAGGGAAUAACGCCACCUCUGCUAGCAGCAUGUCGGCCGGACUCGGCCUUUCGGGGAUGCCGGCGUCCCUGAGCACCACGACGGGCCUUCUGUCCAGCUCCACCCCGGCGCCGUACGCCCAGGCCGCCGGCUCGGGCCCGGCGGGCUCCGGCCGGCCGGGCUCCCAGGGGUCGUCGGUUGCGGUCGGCGGGCCCACGUCCUCCGCAGGCGGUCUGCUGGGUUCGGUGUCGGGCCCUGGGAUUUUGGGUCUGACGUCCGGCCCGUCGGGACUGCAGGGGUCCUCCGUGGUGGCGCAGAGUCAAGUGGGAGUCAUCGGAGUCAUCGGGAGCAACGACGGCGGCGGCGGCGGCUCGGGAUCCGCCAGGGGCGCCGGGCUCUCCGCGGGCCCGCCCGGCCGACAGAAGCAAAACGGACCCAGCAGCGAGUGUCUGAUGUUCGACAACGUUGGCGAACUCCUGCAAGGUUACAGCGCUGCGCUAGCAGACAGUGCCAGAGACUCCUCCCCCAACAGUGCCAGCCAAUCACAAAGCUGCCAAUCUUUGUCAUUGACCUCAACAGCCAAACAGCUUAAGGACUCUGCUCCCACCUUACUGGCCUCCGUCACGUCGUCGUCGGGCUCGCUGUCGGCGUCGUCCUACGGCGAGGUCAAGAUGGUGAACAGCGGCGGCGUGCUGUUCAACGGGCCGCCGUCGUACGCCACGCCCUCGGACGGCACCAAGGAGCCCCUGAGUAGCCUGAACUCCGCGGCCGAGCGAGCGGCACUCGGCUCAGCCGUGGACGGAGACGUGACCUCUCUGCACCUCAACACGGAGCUGUUCCCCAGCACGCCGCCCUCGUCGUCGGGCGCCCCGUCGUCUUCGCAGUCGUGUUUGUCGGAGGUGAGCAUCCCGCCCUCGCUGGGCGUUUGCCCCCUGGGGUCCUUGCCGCUGUCCAAGGAGCAGCUGUACCAGCGGGCCUUGGAGGAGGCCGUGUGGAGCCACAUGCCGCACCCGUCCGACUCCGAGAGGAUCAGGCAGUACCUGAUGAGGAACCCGUGCCCCACGCUGCCGUUCCACCACCAGGUGCCGCCGCCCCACUCGGACACGGUGGAGUUCUACCAGCGGCUCUCCACGGAGACGCUCUUUUUUAUCUUCUACUACCUGGAGGGCACCAAGGCUCAGUACCUGGCGGCCAAAGCGCUGAAGAAGCAGUCGUGGAGGUUCCACACCAAAUACAUGAUGUGGUUCCAGAGGCACGAGGAGCCCAAAACCAUCACGGACGAGUUUGAGCAGGGAACGUACAUUUAUUUUGACUACGAGAAGUGGGGCCAGCGCAAGAAGGAGGGUUUCACCUUCGAGUACCGCUACUUGGAGGACCGCGACCUCCAGUGACCUCAUCCUCACAUUCCAAACCUCAGUGGCUUCGGGCUGAGGCGGGGUGCUUCAGUUCCUUUUUUUUUUUUUUUUUUUUUUUUAUUAUUAUUAUUUUUUUUUUCCCCCCCCACCUCAUUUUCUGCCGUCAGGGAUUUCUUUCUUUUUUUUUUCGGCAUAAAAUCAUCUUCUGCUCUUGUCUCGGACCACCAAAGAUGAUUGUCUAGCUCCCAUGCUCGGCCCCUCCCCCACCUUGACAUCACUUCCUGUUCAGGUAGGGCUCCAUCAAGGGCUGAAACGGGCCUCCGGCUGAAAAUUGACUUUUUUUUUUUUUUCUCAGAAAGCUUUUUGAGCAUUUAUUCCUUAUCCUCAAUAUCCAACUUAAGGUCCAUGUACUAGUGCACACUUUGUCCUCACUUUAAGACGAUUCAUCGCACUAGUAGAACGACCGCGUCUUACUACUAACAUUUUUCCUACAACUGCCUUCCACUCCUCUGUGAUGUUUUUGCACACUAGUAGCACACCUUUGGCAUACUAGUAGGGCAACUACAUGUUACGAGUGAGACAAAACUGCACUUGUUGACAACUGUGCGCUUCAAGUAAUAGUAGUGGCAUACUAGUUGAUUUUUAUGUCACUAAUAGUACUAGUAGCAUGGAGUUAAACUAGUCCAUAGUUUUGUCUUACUAGUAAUGUAUGGCAUAGUUGUCCUAUUAGUGAAGACAAAGCGUGUAUUAGUACAUGGUCCUUGUGCUGGUUAUCAAGAAAAUGCAAUAAAUGCACGAACGACUUUCCAUCCUUUUGCGUGUCCGUGACGUUGAAGGUGCAAACAAAGACAAAGUGACAAAGUUUGGAGGCUCCGGGAAGGUGCCAGGUGCCGACCGCCGCCAUCCUGUCCGCAGUUUCCUUCUCGUCUCAGGAAGUGUUUGAUGGUUCAAAUGAGGGAACAAGCGCCAGCAGUGUUUUUUUUUUUUUGUUUUUUUUUUUAUAUUCCUUUAUUUUUUGUUCCUGGUCACUUCACUUUUUCAAACCACCGCAACUUAUCCUCCAACGUUUGGAGCUGCCUGGACCAGCGACCAUCUUGAGAUUGUUCUAUUUUCUUUAGAGUCUCUAUUUUUUUGUGAGGUGGGAGUUUUAAACCUCAAGAGGGACCUGAAGGACAAAGUUUUUAUUUUGAAGGACCAGUCGGAAGACGACUUUUAAACUCGUUCUUGAGCUUUUUUUUUUUUUUUUUUUUAAAUGUAUUUUAUUUUUUUUGUGGUCCGUGCAAAAAAAAUAAAAAAUACGAAAUGAAGGCUCAGAAUGGCCUCUCGUUGUCGAGACAGCGCUGAAGAGUAAAUAGUAAAUGACAUAAUCACCAUAAA